AGUCGAAAACCUCUGUGCGGAAAAAGCAGAAAAUGCAGUAAGCCUAAUUCUCACCAAGGACGCUGUGAUUCUAGUAGAACUUUUCAUGCAUUCUGGAAGAGUUCAUCUUCACAUGUAGCUUUGAAAAGAAAAGGAGAGUUACAAGAACAAAACAAAAGGUUAUCACAGGACAUUGAAGCGAAAAAGGCUCGGCUGGAUGAAUAUGGUAAUAUUAUAACUUUGAGUGUUUUCUAAACGUGCAAAGGAUUUCAUUUUUACCACCAUGCUACUCUGAAGUUCGAACGGAAAAUUAAGUUAUGUAUGUACAACAUUCUGUUCCUUUAGUAUUUUAUUUACAUGUGAUUGCAAAAAAUGUUGAGAUCUAAUUUCUCUGUUUUUUUUUAAGAGGGACAAAUACAAACUUCUGUUGCUCAGAAAGAUGCAGUAGAAGAAGAGCUACAAAGCCUUCAAAAGAGUGUGGAAGAAAAGGAAGAUGAAGUAAAGCAACAAGAGGAAAAAGUAACACAAUUAAAUGAGCAAUAUCACAAAUUUAAAUCUCUGCUUGAACAAAAAGGCUUUUCAGUAGCUAGGAGAAAAAAUGCCAGUACAACUUGUGAUAUGAUUACAAAUGUCAAUUCCAGCACUAAGUACAGACGAAGACAGGAGACAAAAAAUGUAUUAGAAUUUAUUCAUGGGGGAAAGGAAGGGUCAAUAUAUGGGGCUUGGGAUUAUAUUUCAUCUACUGCUGACAAUCAAACCAUGGACACACUGAUUUCUGGACUUAAACGAGGGAAAUAUCUCCAGGGUCUGUUUGACAAGACAAUGAAAGGGUAUCAAAAUUCCGAUGAGGCUUUGAAACAAGCUGUUUUUAUGAAGUACCAGAACUUUCUGUCUCGCAGAAAGUAUGCCCUUGUCUGCAAAACUCAGUCUUCAGUUUUUGAUCCAAACUCUGAUCUAUGGGUACCCCGUAACAUAAAAUGUUUAGGUUUGGACUUAAGGGUGCCAAAUAUAGCUAUUUCUGACAAACGGGUGGAGAAUUUUGUGAGAAGUCUUGACAUUGGUCAUGUUAAUCAAAUUCCCAAUGCACCGGGUGUUUCCAGAACAAUAACUGGGUUGGUUUUUAUGAUAAUUGAUCUGCACCUUAGACUUCCCUAUUUAUUCCGUAAGCUAAUUUGGUUUAAUGACAACAUAAAUCAUUUCAUCAUGCAAUUUUCUGAUGAUGGGGCCCCUGAGUCAAGUCAGCUAACCAUGUCAAUUGGCAGCCUAACAUCAUGGAAUUUUGGGGACAGGGUGAGAAGCAGGGAUUUCCAGUACAUUUUACAUUGUGUCAGUCGGGGGGAGAAAGAUGAGGUGUUACAAAGUAUCUGGAAGCAACACACUGAUGAAAUGGAAAUGUUAGAGGGUAAUAUAUUUGUUGUUUCUAACAAGCAGUGUACUGUAGAGUUUCAGCCCAGUGCUGAUAUGAGCUGGCAAAGCUGGGCUAACAAUGAGUUGAAUCAAGCUGCCACUUACCCAUCUCCUUAUGCUAACGUAAGCAAAGGAAAUAUGUGUACUAUGGGUGCCACUAUUGGGAUGGGGGAGGAAGAUUUAUUCAAACCUUAUACUCUGGAGGUCAGAAAUUCCCAUGUUAAGAGGGUAAAUGAGUUUAUGAUUUCCCUGCCAUCUUCCCUGAAUGAAAAAAAUCGCCACUCUAGAAAACUACAGUUCAUGGCAGAGAAUGGGAUUCGCCAGUUAGGCACCCCCCGAAUUGGAAUUGGAAUUAAUGAUGGUGCUGGAGAACGAUCUACUAGGGUUGAUUUUGUUAAUGCCUCUAACCAAAAGUUUGUAUGUGACCUGGACAAUGCACUGUCAAGUAACCAUAAGGAAGAUUUUGGUGAACUUGGUCGUGGGUUGGGGUAUUUAGCUUCUGUGAUUAAGGAUCAUUAUAAUGAUGAAGCUCAGAGGCACAAGAAGCUUCCAGUACGGUUGAUAGGAGACCAGGCCAUUGCUUUGGCAAACUUUUCUUUUAGGCUCAUUGAUGCCCUCAAAGUCUUAGAUGAAUCCCCAGCCCAGAAACUAGAAAGAUUAGCGUUAGGAAAAAUUGCACAAUUCCUUAGGAAUGCUGGGGCUCUUUUUAACAAAAUUGAAGUUAGCCCUUCCUACCUUGGUGAGCUCACAGAAUUUUGUACACUUUAUUUUAAUUUACAUGCAUUAUUUUUUUCAUUAGAUGUUAAUGUAACUGUGUGGACAGUAGGGUAUGCCAUACCAUAUCAUGCAACUAAACUGUAUGAAAGUUACAAAGUGGGUUAUGGUAUAAUAUCAUUACAGGCAAAAGAGGCUAAACAUUCAGGGGUUAAAAAUGACUUGGAUUUGACAAACAGAUCCAAUAAAACAACUGAAAAAGGGAAAUGGUGGCAAGUCAUGAGAGCUAAUUAUGUAAGAGCAUUUUAUUUGCCAGAACAUCAACCAAUGCCAAGUUCUUAUACUUCUCGUUUUAAGUUUCGGCUUCCUUCUCAGCUAAAUUCAAGCAACUUUUGCAAUUGUGGAAGAGAAAAGGAAAUUAAUGAUUAUAUAUGCGAGGUAUGUGUAGAUGCCAGGGUGACUGUCCAGUGUGCAGAGGGACAGCAACUAAUACCUGAAGUACUUUCACCAUUAAAACCAGUCCUAUGCUCUGUAUGUAAUGAGAGAUUUCCUGAUACUGUAACAUACGAGGCUCAUAAAAGUGUUCACUUAUGCAGCAAACAGCCUGUUGGUCCAGCUACAAAUAGCCGUAAUCUAAACCCUAGAAAUAUGAAAGUAAGUGACCUAAAAAUGGAGUUGCAAAGUAGGCAAUUAAGCACUAGUGGAAACAAAGAUGUUCUUAUUAGACGCCUUGAGGGUACAUUAGCAAGUGAGACUAUAUAG
Molecule: messenger RNA, 2862 nt
Organism: Pocillopora meandrina
Lineage: Eukaryota; Metazoa; Cnidaria; Anthozoa; Scleractinia; Pocilloporidae
Source: the annotation of a GenBank genome assembly